Messenger RNA from Hemibagrus wyckioides, 1716 nucleotides. RefSeq names its product transmembrane and coiled-coil domains 1 (gene tmco1). Gene Ontology annotation, cellular component: endoplasmic reticulum membrane; cytoplasm; endoplasmic reticulum. The record is from RefSeq and is a predicted model, not a curated record. Gene Ontology annotation, molecular function: calcium channel activity. The transcript has 7 exons. Bases 90 to 656 code for a protein of 188 amino acids. Lineage: Eukaryota; Metazoa; Chordata; Actinopteri; Siluriformes; Bagridae. Gene Ontology annotation, biological process: endoplasmic reticulum calcium ion homeostasis.
AUGAUGUCACUUAAUGCUGACGCUUAACUUCGACAGGAGUAUCUACCCGUUAGCUCUAGCGCGGUCAUAUAAUCACAAAACUGGUCAAAAUGAGUACUAUGUUCGCAGACACAAUACUUAUCGUCUUCAUAUCUGUUUGCACGGCGUUGCUGGCUGAAGGUAUAACAUGGGUGUUAGUAUACCGCACAGACAAGUACAAGAGGCUCAAGGCUGAAGUAGAAAAGCAAAGCAAAAAGCUGGAGAAGAAGAAGGAGACGAUCACAGAGUCUGCUGGACGUCAACAGAAGAAAAAGAUAGAAAGGCAGGAAGAGAAACUCAAGAACAACAAUCGAGACCUGUCAAUGGUUCGAAUGAAGUCCAUGUUUGCUAUUGGUUUCUGCUUUACAGCAUUAAUGGGCAUGUUCAAUUCCAUCUUUGAUGGACGAGUUGUAGCAAAGCUACCAUUUGUUCCCCUGUCCUACAUCCAAGGCCUUUCUCACCGCAAUCUUCUGGGUGAAGAUUACACUGACUGCUCUUUCAUCUUCCUCUAUAUCCUGUGCACCAUGUCUAUUAGACAGAACAUCCAGAAGAUGCUGGGUCUGGCUCCAUCUCGUGCAGCAACCAAACAAGCUGGAGGGUUUUUGGGACCCCCUCCACAAGCUGCCAAGUUCUCAUAAAGCUAUUGGGCAAUACGCAGGAUCUCUUUUUUGGUUGUAGAAACGCUUUGGGCAGACUUGAUGCAACCAGACAAACUCUUUACAAAAGAGAAAAGGAUAUUCAGAUGCAGUAUCUGCCUGUGGUGACCUCACUGUACAUAUUGUUUCCAUGUUUAAAUUUGACAGUGAUUUUAUUCUCUAAACAUCUAAAAUGGUUCAACACUGGCAAAUACUCUUUCUUUAAUUCUUUAAGUUGUUUUGGUUAAUUAAUUCCAUUUUUCCCUCUGCAUACAGUUUGAAAGUGGAACUGCUAAAUAUACUAUUUAGUAGAACUGCUAAACAUGGACUAUUUAACAGUUACAUAAAGGAACAGCUGGGUCACCUGCGCUUGUCAAAAGCAGGGAAAUAGACCCUGUUUUUAAAACACUUUGAUAUAAGUUAUUUUAGAAAGGUCUCCUUUCUAGUAAACAUGAGACAUUCACUAGGAACUCUUUAAAUGUAAAUGAUAACGGUGCUGUAACAAAAUAGUCCUGUAUUAGAAAUUGUUUCUUAAAGUUUUAAAUGGCAUGUACAGUUUUCUAAAAUACUAAACAUAAUAUAAGAAUAUAAGAAGCCAGCUAGCUCAGUGUUGAACCCCACAGACUAUCCAUAUUAUUCUGUUUUCCUGCCUGCCCACACCAGCAGCAGGUAUUGCUCUUUUUGUCUGCUCAUUUUAGGCAUGGGAAGUUUUCGGCAGCUUGGGAACACUACUUGUUGAUCCCAGUUUUGAUUUACAUUAUUUCAAACUGCAUGCUUCAGAUAGGAAGGAGUAUUCACUUGGAUAAAUAGAAAAAAAAAUCAAAUGUUAUCAUUUUAAUUUAAUACCUUGGGUAUGUUAUUCUAAUUUCAAUUUCUAUGGGUCACUACAUAAUGAUCAGUAUGUUAUGCCAUUUGUAUUCUAUUUUCUAGGCAAGUGGCCUCACAAACUACUAUGUGUUCUUUAUUUUAUUUUUUUUGAAAUGUAAGACUGAUCAGUUAGGACGUUAUUUAUGAAUACCUGUGAAUGUGUUGACUUAGAAUAAAAGAGAUUAAAUUGUGUGGA